This is a messenger RNA of Porites lobata, 4105 nucleotides long. NCBI's taxonomy places the organism in Eukaryota, Metazoa, Cnidaria, Anthozoa, Scleractinia, Poritidae. The record is from the annotation of a GenBank genome assembly.
AUGCUCAGAAUAGCUUGUGUCAUAAUGAAAUUCAAUUCAAUUCAAAGACUGACUGAAGCUAUUUUACCGCGGACUCUUCAUCGAGGGAGACACAAAAUGACACGCAUUUCGUUUUUCACUUCGUUAAUUUCCCUGGUAAACAUCCUAAACGGUUCAAAAAAUUUCCUAUCGUUUCCAGACUUCAAAUUGCGUAAUUACGCAGAAAAAAUUGUCGGGGGAAGACUCAAUGGAAGCACUAUCAAACAGCUGAAUGUGUCAUCAGAAAUGUCUUGCCAAAUUGAAUGUGUGGCAGAUAACCGCUGUUUAUCGUACAACUUAAUUCCGAUUACAGGCAUGGAUGUAUUAAUCUGUGAGCUCAGUGACUCUGAUAGAUUUGUUGGGUAUCAGAAUUUUACAAGACAAGUUGGGGGCAUCUACAGAGGAUUAGAGGUAAAAAUAACCGAGAAGCUAAAUUCAAUGUUUAAUAAUUUAUUUCGGAUUUAGAUCUAAUUUUAAUAAGGUAUGCUGGUAGUGAAGCAAAUUCUUGUAAUAUGAAACGAAAAACAGUGAAUUAUUGCGAGGCGUCAUAAAGCUCUCUUUAAGGUAGCAUAUUACAUUAUCGCAUAUUUAUAUUUUCGAUUCGUUAUUGCCUAUUCACAUAAAAAAGAAUUUUUCUUGUGCGCAAUAUUGUUAUAAUCGAGUACUUGCCAAUAAAUAUGUAACUAUUUAUUUUUCAGAGUAUCUGUGAAAGAGAAUCACCGUGUAUAAACGAUGAAGUGUGUAUUCCUGAUUAUGAAGAUGACGCUAAGCAUUCCUGCAAAUGUAUCGGUUGGUAAACAAACCAAAAAAUAAAUUAAUGCUUCGCCCCCUGCCGCCCCACAAAAUCAAUCGUGACAUAUCAUGAUUCUUGUUUCGCAAACUGUUGUUUACCCUUAAAGACCUUAACUCAAAUGAUAAUCUCUGAGGAGCGAGAAAGUUUCUGUCAGUACUAAGGCAAAAAUGUUUCCAGAACUCAGUUUAACGGGAUCAAUGUUAUCGAUUUAUUGUUAUAAAACCCCGUCAUAUAAUCAUCGUCAUCUUCGUUUAAUUAUUUAUUUAUUUAUUUACAUAUCACCUUCAUCAUAUUUAUUUAGUCAUUUAUUUAUUUAUUUAUUUGGCUUAGCCCAUGAUGUAAAUGGUUAACUAAAGCAGUGAUGUACAUUUUUUUAAUACAUAAUAGUUCGUGUAAUUUAAGUCUAUAUCUUCUUUGGAGUAAGAAAACCGAACUGAUGAGAAAAAAGGCCUCACUGGACACCAGGAUUAGUGUGACGUAAUUCCUUCAAGUUGCGCGCGAAAGUUCACGGCGGCUGCCGGUUAACAUUUGAAGAAAUUGCGCAAGAUGUGAAAUGGCGUAAGCCAUCGAGUGAAGAAAACAGUGCGGUCAUCCUACUGGGUUUUUUUUAUUCAAGCUGCGGUGAGCUAGACACAUUUCAAACUUUAUUUCUAAUUCGUUUUGGAAAGAAAACAGUUGGUACCGUUCUGAGGCAUCGCCAGAAAUUGUUAUGAUCUCUUAUAUGCACAGACAUUGUCGUAUCGAAAGAUUUUUGAAAUAUGGACAGGAAAGAAGCAGCGGCCUUUCAAGUUUGAAACAACCAAGAAAGUUGGAAGUUCAAAACAUUUAUAUUUUUAAACAUGGAUUGGUGGUAGUCGACUCAGGCACGUAGGGCCAGCUGUGGUACCACGGUUUGAAACGUGCGGAAAGAGAGUCGAAAAGAGUUUCAAAACCUGAUGUUUCAACCAGCAAUAGCCCAUAGUCAGAGAGAAUCGUUCGCUUUGACUAGCAUAAGUAUCAGCAGGUGUUUCUAGGAAAAAGGGGAAAGAGCUGGGAGAAGAGACCAGUGGAGACAGCGAAGGGAUAAAAACAAAAAUCUCCUCUAUUCUCACCCCUAGGGAGGGCCUGAUACUCAAGCUACCCUCCGACGGUUGGCUUUAUAUUGUUCGAAAUGUCAGGUUUUCAAGCUGUUUAACGUGGUAAUUGACUUACUAGUAGUCAAACUGCAUUUCAUCUGUAGUUUUCUUCAGUUUGAUCAACGGAUUCAAGCAAUGAUCUUUCCCGUUGCAAACUCUGAAGCAGAUUUUCGUGAAACGAGCCAUCUCGCCUUAACUAUCCCUACCCUUUAUUACUUAAGGCCUCAAACAAUGUUUUUCCAAUUCAGAAUGCCCAAGACAUUGUCAAGACCUUUACUUAAAGGGUUCCACGACUGAUGGAGUGUACUUGGUUUACCCUGACAACGGAGAAGCCAUUCAAGUGCUGUGCGACAUGACAACUGAAGGCGGUGGAUGGACAGUCUUUCAAAGACGAAUGGAUGGAUCAGUUGACUUCUACUUGGGAUGGGAAGACUACAGAGUGGGAUUUGGAAAUUUGAACGGGGAGUUCUGGCUAGGGAAUAAUAAUCUUCACCGUCUGACUGCAAAUGUCAAUAUGAUGCUCCGAGUUGAUUUGGAGGAUUACGAUGGUGUGCGAAAAUAUGCCGAGUACACGACAGUCUCUGUAGCUGACGCGAACGACAACUAUCGACUGACGAUUGACGGAUAUCAGGGCACCGCGGGGGAUUCGAUGGUCGUGUGUGGUAGGCCAGCUAAGUACGUAAUAGCAAAACAGUUAACAAUCACUGUUUUCAGAUAAAGCUAAUUAAAAUAAGAAGAAUUAUGCGUAUCGAUGGGGAGGAUAUGAAAAAUUACGCAUAUCGAUUGUGGAGGGGGUGGUUGUUAAUUCUGCCGAAACCGACUGAAGCGGAUAACUCCCGCCUCGAUCUUCAUAACUUUAUAUCACGAGAAGGCCGUAUUUUAUCAGAAUUGUUCCAUUAUUCACUUAAAGUAUUUCCAAGCUCAUAAAGUAUCAUUACCCUUGUGUAGACUAUUUCCUUCCAAACAUUUUCUAAAUACACGGUAUUUCAGUAUGCGAAAAGAUAUUUGUUUCGUUCCUUGCACUUGUUCAUUCGGAACAAGUCGACAUUGUUCGAUUGGCUAUUUGUAUUUUCAUGCAAGUUUUUUCUUUUUUCUUUCUCGCUAGGUGUUCGAAACCUUUGACGUUUUGUCAAAUUUUGCACUGCCAAAACAACUGUGCCAGCGCGCCGCUGUCUUUGCUUGACCUUCCAUAAUAUUUAGUAGUUAUUGAAUAAGGCUGAGUGUGAUCUGAAGAGAGAGAUGGAGAUCAAGAAGGGUUGGGCCUCAGGGGAUAACACCCUCCUAGAUCUGUAUAAUUCUUCAGUUCUUACGAAAGUCAAAUCCAAUAAUUGUUUUAUUCAUUCAAAAUAACACCUAGUUUAAAAAAGCUAAAACGUGCUGGAUCGACGCUAAGUUUCCGUCUUCAUUUGAGUGUUUCUCUGAGAGAGAUGUUUACUCUUAGCAGAUAUUCUUCAAAUAGCAGAUGUCAUCCGUCGAGAUGUGUUCUUGCUAUGUUUUUCGGCAGUAGUUCGGAUAUUUUUUUUGGACGAAAUACGGCAAAUGUUAUUCCACCAUUUUUUACUACCCUACCCAAACAACGCAACCUCGUUACCGGAGCUCCUCGGUUGCAGUCCCUUUUCUAGCGAUUACCCUGUACUAUUGACGUCAUUUUCCGUAUGUCGCAAACUCCAAAUUUGGUCAACACUAGCUGGUUAUAAAAAAAAAUAGCGGUGAGAUAUGAGCCAAUCAGAAGUGGAGACAUAUUUUGAGUGAAUAAUGACUGCUAUUAUUGGUCGAUUGAAAUAAAUCUUGCUGAGUUGGUCAGCCUUUUGCUAAUUACAAAAAAAUUAACGGAAGAAUUAUAAGCAAUUCAGAAACGGCAAAAUAUUUGAAUGAACGAUAGUGUAUUAAUUGGGAAAAAUUUUCAAUAAGCUAUGAACUUGUUUAAAUUUGUAUCAAACUCCUUUUAUUGUUUAGAAAUAUGAUGUUCACGACCCAAGAUCGAGACAACGAUGUUCAUGGCUCAAACUGUGCGGUGAAGUAUACAGGAGCUUGGUGGUAUAACUACUGUCAUUGCGCAAAUCUAAAUGGUUUAUACCAGGGCGGUGGACAUGCACAAGGAGUCGUUUGGAGUUCUUGGAGAGGCUUAGACUAUUCUUUAAAAAUAGCAGAGAUGAAAGUUCGACCCAAGACAGCGUAG